Ilex paraguariensis (yerba mate) is the source of this 3737-nucleotide messenger RNA. NCBI's taxonomy places the organism in Eukaryota, Viridiplantae, Streptophyta, Magnoliopsida, Aquifoliales, Aquifoliaceae. The record is from the annotation of a GenBank genome assembly.
UGCACCAUUCUCUCUCUCUCUCUCUCUCUUUCAAACUGUUUCUGUAAAACUCUUUCACUUCUACUGACUCUCUCUACACUCCUCCGAUCUUGAUGAACUUUCUCAUUCUGCACUUGAGGAAGCCCUCGUUCUCUCUCUCUCAAUGACCAAUAUUUAGGAUUAUUUUUUUCACUUACAUUCCUCACUCAAAUGACUCUCAGUAGUGUCACUCUAAACCCGCACUUCCUCUCUCUAGUCUUCUUCUCUCUCCUCUUCUCACCCACCUUCCUCUCUGCAUCAGAGGACGAAGUCCGAUCACUCCUCGAGUUCAAGAAGGGCAUUAAAGAAGACCCACUUGGAAAAGUCUUCAAUACAUGGAACCAAAACUCCAUUUCAGAUCCAAACGUUUGCCCCCAAUUCUUCUACGGCGUUCUCUGCGGCCAGGACGGUUUCGUUUCCGCCAUAGUUCUCGACCACCUCAGCCUCUUGGGAGACAUCAAAUUCUCGACUCUAAUUGGCCUCAAAAUGCUCACAAAUUUGAGCCUUCCGGGCAAUUUUCUCACCGGCCGGCUCGUUCCUGCAUUGGGGUCAAUGACUACUUUACAAUAUUUAGAUCUAUCAGGCAAUCAAUUUUACGGCCCUAUACCGGUCCGAAUCAACGAUCUUUGGGGGCUAAACUACCUCAAUUUGUCGAAUAAUAACUUUACGGGUGGGUUUCCUAGUGGUAUGCAGAAUUUACAGCAGUUACAAGUGCUGGAUUUGCAUUCAAAUGGGUUUUUGGGUGAUGUACAAGAUUUGUUUCCCCAACUGAGAAAUGAGAUUUAUGUUGACUUGAGCAACAAUAUGUUUUUUGGGUCGCUAUCUAUGAGUGUGGAGAAUGUAUCUAGCUUGGCUAAUACGGUGCGGCAUCUGAAUCUGAGUCACAAUAGGUUGGGUGGUGAGUUUUUUCGGAAUGAUUCGAUUGGGUUGUUCCGGAACUUGAGAGUUUUGGAUUUGGGUGAUACUGGGAUAUCUGGAGAGCUACCUCCAUUUGGGUCAUUGCCAAAUCUUCGGGUUCUGCGACUUGGGAAUAAUCAGUUGUUUGGAUCAAUACCAGCAGAGCUCUUGGAGAAUUUGAUUCCUUUGCAGGAAUUAGAUCUCAGUUACAAUGGAUUUUCGGGUUCUAUUCAUGGAAUAAACUCUACAACAUUGAAUACUCUGAAUCUUUCAUCAAAUGUGCUAUCAGGUUCAUUGCCACCAUCCGUGGGAACUUGUGCAGUUAUUGAUUUGAGCAGUAAUAUGCUAUCUGAUGACAUAUCCGUUGUGCAGAGUUGGGAAGCCACUUUGGAAGUUCUGGAUUUGAGUUCAAAUAAGUUGACAGGAAGUAUUCCUAACUUGACUUCUCAAUUUCAAGUAUUGACUAUGCUUAAUAUUAGAAAUAAUUCUCUAGUAGGUUCCUUGCCUCCUGUAUUGGGAACCUAUUCAAAGCUGUCUACCAUUGACCUCAGCCUUAAUAAGCUUGAUGGGCCUAUUCCACCUAGUUUCUUUGCUUCAAUGGUCUUGACAAACCUGAAUCUUUCAGGAAAUCAAUUUACAGGAACAAUUCCCUUUCAAGGCUCCCAUACAAGUGAAUUGUUAGUUUUACCCUCUUAUCCGCCGAUAGAGUCUCUUGAUCUUUCAGACAAUUCCUUGACAGGUAACCUGCCUUCGGACAUAGGUAAUUUGGGGAGGCUUAAAUUGCUAAAUCUUGCAAAGAAUAAAUUAUCUGGAAAAUUACCGGAUGAAUUGAGCAAACUCAGUGGCCUGGAGUACCUUGAUUUAUCCAAUAACAAUUUCAUGGGUAAAAUUCCUGAGAAACUUCCCUCAGGUCUGAAGGUCCUUAAUGUGUCCUAUAAUGAUCUUUCUGGAUCAGUUCCAGAAAAUUUGAGACACUUCCCUGAUACUUCAUUUCGUCCUGGGAACACCUUAUUGGUAAUCCCACAAGGUUGGCCGUCACAGACUGGUCUUCCAGAUCAGAUUCCUGAUAGAGGAAAACAUCACAGUUCAAAGUCUGGUAUUAGAAUAGCAAUCAUUGUUGCCUCGGUUGGAGCUGCUGUGAUGAUUGGCCUUGUUCUAUUGGCUUAUUAUCGAGCACAACUGCAUGACUUUCGUGUUAGAAGUGGAUUUAAUGGCCGAACUGCUGGUAGGGAUGUUAAAAUAGGAAAAUUCAGUCGGUCCUCACUUUUCAAGUUUCGCAAAGAUGUUGAGCCCCCUCCAACUUUGAUAAGUUUUUAUAACGAUCACUUGCUAAUGUCAAAUUCAAGGUCACUGUCAGGGCAGGCGGAGUGUGGAACUGAGAUUGUUGAGCAUGUUGUGUCCGGUGGGGUGGGGGUGUCUGCUAGUUUGGCAUCAACAAAGCCCAUUGUGCUAGAUGGUCAACCUGCAGCUUCUGGAAGGAAGUCCUCUCCAGGUUCCCCAAUAGCUUCCUCACCUCGUUUCAUCGAUGCUCUGGAACAACCUGUGACGUUGAAUGUUUAUUCUCCGGAUCGGUUGGCUGGAAAAUUAUUCUUCUUGGAUGCUUCACUAGCAUUUACUGCUGAGGAGUUGUCCCGAGCUCCAGCAGAAGUUCUUGGCAGAAGCAGCCAUGGCACUUUAUACAAAGCAACACUAGACAAUGGACAAAUGUUGACUGUGAAAUGGUUGCGGGUGGGGUUGGUCAAGCAUAAGAAAGAGUUUGAUAAGGAAAUCAAAAAGAUUGGCUCAAUAAGGCAUCCAGUUGUUGUUCCAUUACGAGCUUAUUACUGGGGCCCAAGAGAACAAGAGAGGCUUAUUUUAGCAGAUUAUGUUCAGGGGUAUAGCUUGGCUUUACAUCUCUAUGAGACAACACCUCGGAGGUACUCCCCAUUAUCGUUCAGGCAAAGGUUGAAAGUUGCAGUUGAUGUUGCUCAGGCUCUGAUGUACAUCCAUGAUCGGAGCUUGCCUCACGGAAACCUAAAGCCAACUAAUAUACUUCUUUUGGGAACCGAGUAUAAUGCUUUCCUUACUGAUUAUGGUCUCCAUCGACUGAUGAUGCCAGCUGGCAUUGCAGAGCAGAUUUUGAACCUUGGGGCUCUUGGCUACUGUGCUCCAGAACUUGCAACCACAGCCAAACCAAUACCAUCAUUCAAAGCUGAUGUGUAUUCGUUUGGGGUGAUUCUGAUGGAAUUGUUGACCAGAAGAAGUGCCGGUGACAUUAUCUCUGGCCAAGCAGGUGCUGUUGAUCUAACAGAUUGGGUUAGGCUGUGUGAUCGACAAGGACGAGGAAUGGACUGUAUCGACAGAGACAUUGCAGGAGGGGAGGAACACUCGAAGGCAAUGGAUGAAUUUCUUGCCAUAUCACUAAGGUGUAUUCUCCCUGUAAAUGAAAGGCCUAAUAUCAGACAAGUCUUUGAAGAUCUCUGUUCUAUAUCUGCUUGAAAUUUUGUACAUUUGUCUUGGAAUUAAUUAUUUUUUUUUCUCAAUUGGUUUUUAGCCUUCUAAUUUGGGCUAAUCAUUUUUUACCUUCAUUUUUUGUGUAAAGGGUUGAUCGAUCCAUUGAUUGAUUGACAAUAUUUCAGUUUGAUUAGCAGUUGAAAAGGUUUAAAAAAAUUUUCCUUUUUGUUUUUUUUGUUUUUUGGCUAACAGUUGUUGAGCAUUUGUUAAUGGUAGUUCUUGUACAUCACUUCCAGAUUGUACACUUUUUCUACCUUUGUUAUUCUGCAUACUUCGGUGAUCGGAAAUCGUUGGUUUAUCAUUUUGGCUUGUAUGAUACUGAGAUAGGG